AUGGACACAUUCCAGUACCCCAGGUCAGGCCUCCAACACCCAACAUGGACACAUUCCAGUGCCCCGGGUCAGGCCUCCAACACCCAACAUGGACACAUUCCAGUGCCACAGGUCAGGCCUCCAACACCCAACAUGGACACAUUCCAGUGCCCCGGGUCAGGCCUCCAACACCCAACAUGGACACAUUCCAGUGCCGGGCCAGGUCCAGGCCUCCAACACCCAACAUGGACACAUUCCCCAACAGGUCCAGGCCUCCAACAGCUCAGGGUCAGGCCUCCAACACCCAACAUGGACACAUUCCAGUGCCCCAGGCCAGGCCUCCAACAGCUGGUCCCCCAGGCCAGGCCUCCAACAGCUGGUCCCCCAGGUCAGGCCUCCAACAGCUGGUCGCCCCAGGCCAGGCCUCCAACAGCUGGUCCCCCAGGCCAGGCCUCCAACAGCUGGUCGCCCCAGGCCAGGCCUCCAACAGCUGGUCGCCCCAGGCCAGGCCUUCCAACAGCUGGUCGUCCCCCAGGCCAGGCCUUCCAACAGCUGGUCGCCCCAGGCCAGGCCUCCAACAGCUUCAGGCCACAGCUGGUCGCCCCAGGCCAGGCCUCCAACAGCUCGCCCAGGCCAGGUCCAACAGCUGGUCCCCAGGCCAGGCCUCCAACAGCUGGUCGCCCCAGGCCAGGCCUCCAACAGCUGGUGGCCUCCAACAGCUGGUCGCCCCAGGCCAGGCCUCCAACAGCUGGUCCCCCAGGCCAGGUCGCCCCAGGCCAGGCCUCCAACAGCUGGUUCCCCAGGUCAGGCCUCCAACAGCUGGUCGCCCCAG
This is a messenger RNA of Procambarus clarkii (red swamp crayfish), 811 nucleotides long. Lineage: Eukaryota; Metazoa; Arthropoda; Malacostraca; Decapoda; Cambaridae. The record is from RefSeq and is a predicted model, not a curated record.